Molecule: messenger RNA, 1832 nt
Organism: Cephus cinctus (wheat stem sawfly)
Lineage: Eukaryota; Metazoa; Arthropoda; Insecta; Hymenoptera; Cephidae
Product: odorant receptor Or2-like
Exons: 7
Coding region: 490-1710 (406 amino acids)
Biological process (GO): detection of chemical stimulus involved in sensory perception of smell; sensory perception of smell
Cellular component (GO): plasma membrane
Molecular function (GO): olfactory receptor activity; odorant binding
Source: RefSeq, a predicted model, not a curated record
ACUCUCAAGAAUUUUGGACUGACGACUAUUUCACAAAUCCAUACAGUGAACAGCGAAUAGUGAACCUCUAAUUCGAUGCAAAUAAGAUUUAUUAUAGGAUGUUUUAAUAUACAUAUAUGAAAUAACACGGUUGGAUAGAUCAAAGAAGUGUCACGUGUGACGAGUCCGACGUACAUAUUAUGCAACAUUAGCAUAAUAGUUAGAUAUGUAGGGUAUGAUUUUCUGAGAGUAGAGGGAAAAAGGUUGGUGUAUCCAAGAAGAGGACGUCAUUCGAUUUAAUGUCUUUUGGUCAUCCUGCCAAGGAGUAUCGUGAAUUUGGAGUGAUAAAAAAUUGAAUUUUAUUCCACGCAACAUAUAUGUGUAUACCUAAGGCCUCGAUCAAAUGAAUUAAAUAUAUCAGAUAUCGAAUGAAGUCGAAAUUUGUAUAUCAUUUGCAAUUACUGCCAAUUGCCACGGCUAUCACAUUGAAUUACUAUAUACUACUUCAAUAUGGAGGAAGAUUAUACCUCGAUUAAAAUAAUAAGAGUGUAUAUGAAAUUUAUCGGUAUGUGGCAUACUGAAAAUCCAUGCGAGGAAUAUAUCUAUAUCGGUCUCAUUAUAUACAUAUCAAUGACUUGUGUAGUAGCCGGUAUAGUAACGGGUUUGGAUUUGUAUCAUUCGUUAGGAAAUUUAUACGCAAUUUCUAAUGCUACGCCAUGUACGGAAACAACUGCUUUGGCAUUAGGAGCUAUGGUGAUUUUGACCAGAAAUCGAAGAAAGUUAAUUCAACUGGCAAAAUAUAUGAAUGAAAAUUUAUGGAGAUCUGGAAAAAAUCCAGUCGCUACAGACGUCUUAGAUAAAUGCAACAGACACUCUUUAUGGAUAAUAGCUAUAUUUUUGUCUAUCAGUCAACUGAUGGUUGUUCAUUACGUUAGUGGACCCAUUUUUGAUAUGAUGGACGAAAAUGUAACUGAAAAAACUUUACCGUUCAAGUUGUGGAUUUCCCAAGAAAUAAUUCCCUAUAGCAGAACUCCGUAUUACGAGAUAGUUUACACAGUACAGAGUCUGGCAACAGUGAGUGUGGGGGUGACAACGGCAUCGGUAGGAAUAUUUUUCUGUACAACAAACAUAUACACAGCUGGACAAUUAGAGAUUUUGCAAAUAAAUUUAGGAACACUGUGCGAAAUAGAUUUCGAAAAAUUCGCAAUAGACGUUAACGACGAAAUAGCCUUGAUGCAUAAGAUUUAUGAAAAUUUAAAGGAAUACAUAAAACGUCAUCUGAUUUUAAUUUCCGUGAUUGAACAAAUGGAGGAUAUGUAUUGCUAUAUAAUGCUGGCACAAGCUUUAAGCUCGACCUCGCUUAUAUGUUUAACAGGUUUUCAAUUAGUUACGGUCUCAGAUAUGACUACUCACAGAAAGCUGCUAUGUUGCGAAUAUUUUCUCGCAAUAAAUUGCCAAUUCUUUUUGUUCUCCUGGGUCUGUCAUCAAGUCAUCAUGCGAAGUCUGGAAGUGGCAGACGGCGCGUACAAUGCAAAUUGGCACAAGAUUCCUUACACUGGAAAAGGGAAAGACAUACGAGAUGGAUUAAUGCUAAUAAUCUUAAGAUCCCAUAGAGCAUGCAGCCUAAGCGUGGGAAAAUUCUGUCCACUGUCACUAGAAACAUUUGCAUCGGUCUUGAGCACAGCAAUGUCCUACUUCACUGUACUGCGUCAAGUGAGCGAGGAAGAUUAAUAAAUUAAUUAAACAAUGAAAAUUGUGCACAGCGCCGGUUAUAUCUCUGUAGACUAUGAUAAUAGAUUAGGUAGACAGUACAUGAAAAUUUGUAUAAAAAUACUGAUAUUAAAUCACAGCAC